CCCACGCCCUCAGACCACCACACGCCCACACCCUCAGACCCCCACAAGCCCACACCCUCAGACCCCCACACGCCCACAGCAUGCGUGAGUGGUGACGGGGGGGAGCUAGGAUGGGAAGCGUGAACUAGGAGUGGUGGUGGUGGGCCGGAGUCCAGGAAUAAUUAAGAAGGCCACCGGAGGCGCCAUGGAACCCAGCAACGAGGAUGUCGAGGAUGACAAGAGGUCGGGACCUGUGGGUGAUGGUGGUGUCAGCGUCCCCCUACCACCACAUCCUCGGCCAGCCCAACGUCAAGUAUGUGGCCAACAUGCACGGCAACGAGGCCGUCGGCAGGGAGAUGCUCCUUCACCUGAUUGAGUACCUGACCAAGAGCUACAGCACCGACGACCACACCCGCUGGCUCCUCGACAACACCAGGAUACACAUCAUGCCCUCAAUGAACCCCGACGGCUUCGAGGUGGCCAAGGAGGGCGUCUGUCGCGGAGGACAGGGCAGGUACAACUCCCGAGGCUUCGAUCUCAACCGCAACUUCCCCGACUACUUCAAGCAGAACACCAAGCGGAACCAGCCGGAGACGGAGGCGGUGAAGCAGUGGGUCUCCAAGAUACAGUUCGUGCUGUCGGCCAACUUGCACGGCGGGGCCCUCGUCGCCUCCUACCCCUUCGACAACUCCCCCAACACCAUCAAGGACUGCAACCUGAAGCCCUUGUGUGCAGUCUUCCAGCAGUUCACGUCGACACCGUCCCUGACGCCUGACGAAGACGUCUUCAGGCACAUCGCCGGAGUGUACUCCUUCAACCACGCCACCAUGCACCUGGGCCUCCCCUGCAAGCCCGGCGCCCACUCCUUCUCCAACGGUACCACCAACGGCGCCGCCUGGUACCCCCUCACUGGCGGGAUGCAGGACUACAACUACGUGUGGCACGGCUGCAUGGACAUCACCAUCGAGCUCUCCUGCUGCAAGUACCCCACAGCGGACCAGCUCCCCAAGUUCUGGCAGGACAAUAAGAAGGCGCUGGUAAGGUACCUGGCGGAGGUGCACAGGGGCGUGAGGGGCUUCGUCAAGGACGAACAUGACCGGCCGGUGGAAGGCGCCUCCAUCAAGAUUCGUGGACGUGACGUUGGCUUCCAGACCACCAAGUACGGAGAGUACUGGCGAGUACUUCUCCCUGGCAGAUACACCAUCGAGGUAUACGCUGAGGGCUUCGACCCUCGGGAGGAGGACUUCACGGUGGUGGAGACCAACCCAACACUCCUCAACCUGACCCUCUACCGCGCCUCUCCGCCGCCAGACGCCCAGCCGUCAGCACCUCACCAACACCCAGCACAGCCUACAGCCGGGGACCGGCACGAGCAGCAGCGGCGGCCAGCGUAUGUUGGGGGGCCCAACCAGCAGCAAGGAUCAGCACCCCAGGGCGGGAUAUCCGGCUUUCUCUCCUCCAUUUCCAGUCAAUUGUCCAAUGUUUUCAACAUUUUUGGUUGAGGGAAUCUCCUCUGCAGACGGUUUCUGUGUGACGUGAAGACUCUGGAGUAUUCUGAGCUGCUCUGACCAGUGUUGAGUUAGGAAGGUGGCUGGCGUGCUUUCAGCAUGAACAAAAUGUAAUAUUCAAUUCUUGAGCGACAAGGCGAAUACAUCAUUAAAUUUAUCACUUGUUGUGAAGCACACACUCAGGUCUCGUGUAAAUGGAUGCACAAAGAACCAAAUAUAUUAUUGUAGUGCGGUAGUGAGAGGAUGUAGCUGCCCAAUAGUGCGAAACUGAAAUGCUGUUUGUAGUGUUUGUUUAUAUUAUUAUAGGAAAAUGUGGCAUUAGGCUAAGGUGGUCCGAUCCUGAUGUGUUCAGCUCCAUACAUUUCUGGAGCUCAUGAAGUAGAUCCAUGCCGUGGUUAUUUGUACUAUUGUUAACAAUAGCCUGUAGUUAUUGUUAAGGUAUGUUUUGCUUUAAAAUAUGUGUGAGUUGUUGAUUAAACCAUCUUUUUCUAUCGAGGUAGUUUAUAAACCAGAAGUACAUGUGGACUGCCUGUAGCCAGGACAAAACAGCUCACAUAUAAUUCAUUAACAUAUAAUUAUUAUGUUAUAAUAUUAUAACAUCUAAUAUUAUAAUAUAUCACGAAUCAUAACACAUAAUUUAUGUUAAGUGUACAGGGAGACUUCUCACUCUCAGUUACCUCCUUAACAUUGCACUUGUUGAAGCCUAGCGUUUGACUUAUAAACUGACAAUUCCAUUAUUAUGAUAUUUGAUAUAAUAAAAGAAGAAUAUUAUUAGUAUUAAAUUUUGACUGAACUGAGUGUUAUUUGUUAUGGCUGAGUGCUACAUUCGUUGUGUAGGCAGGACCAACAACGUUUAUCAGUGUCAUAAUAGCAAUAAUUAUUCUGGGUUUUAAUUUGUUAGUUAACAUUUUUUAUUGAUAAAAUAUUACGAGGAAUUGCAUAAUGCCUACAUACAAACUAAGAACUACAAGGAUGAUAAAAUUAGCAUAAUUUUGCAGAGUUGGCAGACAUUAUUAUUAUUAAAUAAAUCCAACAGAAGCCUAGAUGAGGGGUUCGAACCUAUGCGCUGGGUGUUUCCAGGCGUGCUCUAGUCGACUGCACCAUGCCUGGGAACACCCAGCACAUAGAUUCGAACCCUCAUCAAAGCUCCUGUUGGUUAUGUUAAUUGAUAUAUCAUGUCAAUGGGAUUUAUCUAUGUAUUAUUAUUAUUAUUAUUAUUAUUAUUAUUAUUAUUAUUAUUAUUAUUAUUAUUAUUAUUAUUAUUAUUAUUAAGGUGUCAGCUACUUUUGUGCACACAACUGACCACAGCCCACGUCUGCCUUCCAUUAACUGCCUUCUUAUAUAGAUGUAGAGUUGAUGGUCCAUGGCCUCAGAAACACAGCUUCCUGAUGCACUGGUGUUCUGAUCCCAGACUGACAGUGUUGGUUCCUUUAUAAACAGUAAUUCCUCUAUAAAAGACUAUGCUAUGAUACUAUAAAAUAUCUGAUUUAAAAUAAAUAUGUUACGAACUUUAGCCAUGUGAUACCUUUGAAAUAUAAGAUAUUGCUAGUCUAGGGAGUUUAUUUAUCUUGGUCAUGUUGCACUAAUGCAACCAUUCAACAUUUAAUGUGUCACAAUACUAAUUACGUAAUGAGUUCCUGAUCUCUGUCCAUAUCACAUUAAUGAACUCUUAUUAGUGUUUCUAGAGCUGAACCUAGAAUCAAAUAUUUAUUUUGUGCGGCAGUUGGUGUUCAGAACAUUAAGUUCUGCGCAUCACAAUUGUUGUGAACAUUUGCAACUUCAAAAUUAUUGCAUUAACGAUUAAACUUUUGGUUUGACAGUUUAAUGAUAGCUUCUGUAUCACAUGCAACACAAUUAGUUAAAAAUCAGUAAUUAUCAGUAUCACUUUAGGCAGUUGUGCAUAAACAUUUAUACCAACGCAGACAGUUUGAGAGAACGUCAGCCAGAAAUAAGGCAGGUCAAAUUAGUCAUCAAAAGUGAAGCAGAAAAUGACAACCAUAAAUUGGAUUUAAUUUUUGUUGUCAAUGACUCGCCUUUGACCCCCGAAAAUUUCAGUAGCAUGUAUUUUAAAUGUGACUGAUGAAUCCUGUGGUGUUUAAAGGUAUAAAUUCAAUCAAUAACUAGAAUAGAUGCAUAAAUCAGUUUUGGUUUUAAAACAAAAACGUUUGGCUAGAGCCCUAACUGGUACAGGUGAAGACGGACACAGCUACAGAGUUGUGGAGUAGUUAGUGUCAUAGGUGUAAGAGGGACGUCAUAACCACAUCACGGGUGAUUAUGACGUAGGUGACUGUUGGCAAAGCUAUUGUCUUCUUCAAAAGAAAAGUCGCUUUUGGCCGUUUGCCCGUAUGGCCGAAUAUGGACGUAAUUUGAAAAUGAAAAAAAAAUGAAUAUAAAUUUGGGAUUUUUUUUUUCAACAACAGUAAGUUAAGGGUCCUCUGAUAGGU
Procambarus clarkii (red swamp crayfish) is the source of this 3931-nucleotide messenger RNA. Lineage: Eukaryota; Metazoa; Arthropoda; Malacostraca; Decapoda; Cambaridae. The record is from RefSeq and is a predicted model, not a curated record.